Lactuca virosa is the source of this 1487-nucleotide messenger RNA. The record is from the annotation of a GenBank genome assembly. Lineage: Eukaryota; Viridiplantae; Streptophyta; Magnoliopsida; Asterales; Asteraceae.
CACUAUUAAAGUAUCAAAUCAUUUGAGUUUGACUUGCUUCUUUGUAUCAAAGCAAUCAGAUUUCUUUGAUAACUUCAAGAGUUCUUCAUUUUCCAAACCUACCCACUUCAAAUCCUAAAGUUGGGAGCGAUUUUUUCACUCACUCCUACCAUAUAAAGAUUUCUGUACCCAAACGAAUCGAAAGUAGAGUCCUGUUAGGUUUCUGGGUAUUCUCGAUUCGAGUGUAUGAUUAACCUUUUUCCUAAAUUCUGGAAAAGGGUAAGAGUUUUUUAAUUCAAUCAUGGUGAAUUUGAAGGAAGUUUUAGCGAAGAAGACAGUGAUAGGUCUUGUAUUGGGACAGAUUCUCUCUCUUCUUAUCACCUCAACUGGAUUUUCAUCGUCGGAGCUUGCUAGAAGAGGAAUCAACGCACCUACUUCACAAUCUUUAGCCAACUAUGUGAUGUUGGCAAUCGUUUAUGGAGGAAUACUAAUAUACAGGAAAAGUGGGCUUAAGGCUAAAUGGUAUUACUAUUUACUUCUUGGACUUGUAGAUGUAGAGGCAAAUUAUCUAGUGGUGAAGGCGUAUCAAUACACAUCUAUAACAAGUAUAAUGUUACUCGAUUGUUGGUCAAUCCCUUCUGUGAUCUUGCUGACGUGGCUUUUCCUAAAGACAAAAUACAGAUUCAAGAAAAUUGCAGGUGUUUCCAUUUGUAUUGCGGGUCUUGUUCUUGUUAUCUUUUCAGAUGUUCAUGCAGCAGAUCGAUCACAAAGCGGAAGUAGCCCUAUAAAGGGCGACUUACUAGUGGUUGCAGGGGCUACCCUUUAUGCUGUCAGCAAUGUUAGCGAGGAGUUCUUUGUGAAAACUGCUGAUAGAAUUGAACUCAUGGCUAUGUUGGGGUUAUUUGGUGCUAUUAUUAGUGGUAUUCAAAUAAGCAUACUUGAACGAGUGGAACUCAAAUCCAUCCAUUGGUCUUCAGGAGCUUUGCUUCCUUACACGGGAUUUGCAGCAGCAAUGUUUCUAUUUUACUCGGGAGUCCCUGUUUUGCUGAAGAUGAGUGGAUCGACAAUGCUAAAUCUGUCUUUAUUGACAUCCGACAUGUGGUCAGUUUUGAUUCGUAUCUUUGCAUACCAUGAAAAGGUGGAUUGGAUGUAUUUUGUGGCGUUUGCUGCUGUUGCUGUUGGGCUGGUUGUUUAUUCAGGGUUUGAUAAAGAAAACCAUGGAGAAGUUGUGGAUGAAGUGGAAGAAAGAAGUAGAUAUUUAGAUGAAGAAGUUGGAGGUGUGAGUUCAAAUAAAUCAUAUGUAGCAAUUGGUAGCAGUAGUAGUAACAGUAGCAGUAACAGUAACAGUAACAAGCAUGAGUCUGCUUCCACAAGUGAAAGAAAAACGGGAAGCAACACACAGAUCAAGAAGAUUUGAUCUUGGAGUUUAUUCUUACAAAAAAAGAAAAAUGCAUUUUGAUGAUUAGCAAUACUAAUAGUAUAACUUUAUAAAUGAAUUUAAGGAAAGC